AAACAAAAAAAAAAAAAAAAAAAAAAAAACAAGCACGCACCUUCAUCCCCAGACAGACUAGGACGGUGCGCCAUCACGUGCCGACGCGCGCGUCGCCCGCUUCGGGAAAGCUACCAUCUAGCGGCCCAUCGUCGACGUCACUUGGCGACGUUGAUGAAGUGGUGCUUCAUUGCUUUUAGCUCUCUAUAGCGUGCGCCGCCCAUCUCAGUACCUUAGCUACGAGUGCCCUACCGACCGACACCACCUACCUAUGUCCCCUCUCCCCCAACCCCAACCUCAAUGCCUCUUCUCCCCCGCAGUGCCCUCGCCGCCGGAGCCAUGAGCGCCAUCAGCACCAGCACCAGCACCAGCACAGCGGGCAUAACGAACUGGAGCGCGCGCGCCCACCAGCCCUGCCACCCCAGCUGGCCCUACCAGCCCGCCGACUUCACCCGCCUCGACCCGGGCGCCGACGGCGCCUUCUACGCCGCCGCCCGCUUCGUCACCCACAUCGAUGACGCGGCCAUUGCCCGCCUGCGCGCCUACUACGCCGCCGCCCUGCCGCGUCGCGGCCGCCUCCUCGACUUCUGCUCCAGCUGGAUCAGCCACUACCCUCCCGAGAUUGAGGAGGCGGCCCGGGCCGGCGCGCUCCAGGUCCUCGGUACCGGCCUCAAUGCUGCCGAGUUGGCCGCUAACCCCGUGCUUGCGCGGUGCGUGGGCAAGUCUGGCACCCAGUGGCCGCUAGUGAGGGACUUGAACGCGUAUCCUGACCUGGGGGACGUGCUCCAUGAGGACGAAGUGCUGGACGCGGCGACGUGCGUCGUUAGUAUUGACUACUUGACGCGGCCGCGCGAGGUCCUGGAAGGCCUUAGGAAAAGGAUGAAGAAGGGCGGCACCGUGCAUUUGGUCGUGAGCAAUCGCUGCUUCCCUACAAAAGUAAUUGCAAGGUGGUUGAGAAUCGGCGAGGAGGAGCGGCUGAAUAUGGUUGGCGGUGAGCGAUUGACAUUGCGUACACGUCGAUGCUGCACAUUGCUGACGAUGCGCAGACUAUCUUGCCUUUUCUGGAUGGAGUAGGAUCGAGAUCAUGCAAAGCCAGCCUGAGCGAGGGCCCUUUGGUUGGGGCGAUCCUUUGUGGAUUGUCCGGGGUGUCAAUGAGGAUUGAAGCGUUGAUGAAUCUACCGCACCCACCACGCCCGCUAUCACAAGGACCAAAAGUAGCCUCAUGCUUUGAAGCACGCCAGCUAUCGUCCGCAAAGAUGUCCUUCUUCCAGUGAUAUGCACGAGAUAACUCGGCAUUGUCUGUAACGCUGCAUGUGCAUGUGAGUAUGUUAGAUUUGCAAGGAACAGGCUCAGAAACCAGAAUGCGA
Aplosporella prunicola CBS 121167 is the source of this 1346-nucleotide messenger RNA. RefSeq lists its product as uncharacterized. Bases 280 to 1053 code for a protein of 257 amino acids. Lineage: Eukaryota; Fungi; Ascomycota; Dothideomycetes; Botryosphaeriales; Aplosporellaceae. The record is from RefSeq and is a predicted model, not a curated record. The transcript has a single exon.